This is a messenger RNA of Pelagomonas calceolata, 1847 nucleotides long. NCBI's taxonomy places the organism in Eukaryota, Pelagophyceae, Pelagomonadales, Pelagomonadaceae. The record is from the annotation of a GenBank genome assembly.
AAGCAUCGUAGAAGACGCAGCUUACGCGCUGAGCUAGCAAGCACAGAUCGAACAGUUGGGCUAGAAACAAUGCAGCUGUCACGUGCGCUCCGCACCGCGAGCCGCGGCACGCGUUUCGCCGCCCGGCCGGCCAUGAGCACGGCUGCGGCCAAGGCUGAUGGAUCCGAAGCUUUUGUCGGUGCAAAGCGGCGCAGGACACGGGUGCCUUCGAAACGACUGAUCAUGCGACGCGCGUCGUGGAACUGAAGGCACAUCGUAACGAAAACCGGUCGACGUGAGUCGGCCACCGCGCGCGGCGCCGACGCGACCAGGCAAGACGCCAUCGACGAGACGGCUCGAUUGCAGGAGAGGACUCACCGCGGAAACGCCAUCACGCGUCACGCACGCAGGCAACGCCCUCAACAAGCGCCUCGUCGAGACCGACCCCGAGCUCCACUCGAUCAUCGAGGGCGAGAAGGGCCGCCAGCGCGACACGCUCGCGUUGAUCGCGUCCGAGAACUACACGUCGGCGAGCGUCUUCGAUGCUCUCGGUUCCGUGAUGAGCAACAAGUACUCGGAGGGCUACCCCAACGCGAGAUACUACGGCGGCAACGAGUACAUCGACCAGGUCGAGUUAUUAUGCCAAAAACGCGCCUUGGAGGUCUUCAAGCUCAACCCCGACGAGUGGGGCGUCAACGUGCAAUCCCUGAGCGGCUCCCCGGCCAACUUCCAGGUCUACACGGCCUUACUCAAACCGCACGACCGCAUCAUGGCCCUCGACUUACCGCACGGCGGCCACCUGUCGCACGGCUACCAGACGCCCACCAAAAAAAUCAGCAUGACGUCGCUCUACUUCGAGACGAUGCCGUACCGCCUCGACGAGUCCACGGGACUCAUCGACUACGACGCGUUGGAGGCGUCGGCGAAGUUGUUUAGACCCAAGCUCAUCGUCGCCGGUACCUCGGCCUACUCGCGCGCGGUUGAUUACCCGCGCAUGCGCGACAUCUGCGACCAGAACGACGCGGUGAUGCUCGCGGACAUGGCUCACAUCUCCGGGCUCGUGGCCGCCGGCGUCGUGCCGUCGCCCUUCGAAUAUGCCGACGUCGUGACGACGACGACGCACAAGUCGCUGCGAGGCCCGCGCGGCGCGAUGAUCUUCUACCGCAAGGGCGCCAAGGCCGACGGCACGCAGUACGAGUUGGAAGACGCCAUCAACUUCGCGGUGUUCCCCGGAUUGCAGGGCGGCCCCCACAACCACACGAUCGCGGCGCUCGCCACGGCCCUGAAGCAGUGCUCCGAGCCCGGGUACGUCGCGUACCAGGAGCAGGUCCUGGCCAACUCCGCGUCGAUGGCCAACGCCCUCACGAAGAAGGGCUACGCUCUGGUGAGCGGUGGCACGGACAACCACCUCGUGCUUGUAGACCUGAAGAACAGCAAGAAGAUCGACGGCGCGCGCGUCGAGGCCGUCCUCGAGAAGGCGAACAUCGCCCUGAACAAGAACACGAUCCCGGGCGACAAGUCGGCCCUGUCGCCGGGCGGCGUGCGCAUGGGCGCGCCGGCGUUAACGAGCCGAGGCUUCGACGAGGCCGACUUCGAGACGGUCGUCGACUUGUUCGACCGCGGCGUGCAGAUCGCGCUCGACGUCAAGGCCCAGGGCGGCAAGCUCAAGGACUUCCGCCAGAAGAUCACGGAGGGCGCGAACGCCGCGGCCAUCGAGGCGCUCAAGAAGGACGUGUCUGCUUUUGCUUCCGGCUUUCCCCAGGUGGGCGUGCCGGACGCCUAGAGAAUCCCCCCCUUUAAUCUUCACGACUGUAGUUCUCGUCGACGGCGUCGGGGUGUGGCGUUCUUUCCCUGAGAGCGAUUCAGAC